AGUACCAGGCUUAAAAAGAAAAAAUGCUGGGGCCGAUUCAUUCGACUAAAAAUUCUUCCAGGCAGUGCCCCAGCAUGGCCACAGUUUAAUGGCAAAAAGGUAAAAGAUACAUACAGACAGUAUAAAGAUAAAGGGGAAUAACACGAAUUAGUUGACGGAAAUAUUUCAUAAGAAAUGCGCAUGCGCACUAUUAGUACUCGUAUUUCAUCUUAACGUCAGAAUGUUCGACGAAGGGUCAUCACUUUACCGCUGAUAAUACGUUUCUGAACUACCAGACAUAGUUAUAAGAUCUCUAACCUAUAAAACAUUUUCGAUAUCAAAUGACAUUGGCAUAACAGACGAUACAUUCUCAGUAUUUAUCAUCUUUUGAAGACCAAAGGAAAAUAUUAUGCAGAGCAAAUAUAUAACACAGUUACUAUAAGUCUUCAGCAGAAUUCCUUUGAAAUAUUUGCUCUGAUCUGUAAUUAUUAGCAACAUUCUCUGCAUCAUAGUCUGCAGUGAAGAGUUGAUGAGUCAACAUGUUUUUAACAUAAAUUGACAAAAGAAAUUCUGUGGUAGGAGCCUUUGUAAGGAAUAAAUCAUCAGAACAAAGAAGGAAAAUAUAUGCAUUUUGAUUUCAGAAGAAUAAUAAUGGAAAACAGUGAGAUAUUUAAGAAAUUGAUUUUUCCUGAAAGCAUGGUAAAAGAGAAAAGGGAAUUUCCCUAUGACUGUGAUAUCUGUAAAAAGUCCUUCUCUCAGAAAGGUCACCUAAAUACUCACAAAUGUACUCAUAAGAAGGAGAAACCAUAUCACUGUAACAUCUGUGAUAAAUCAUUCACUGGAAGUAUUGACUUAACUAGGCACAUACGUGUUCAUACAGGGGAGAAGCCAUAUCAGUGUGAUAUCUGUGGUAAAUCAUUCUCUCAAAGUAUCGUCUUAACUACACACAUACGUAUUCAUACAGGAGAGAAGCCAUAUCAUUGUGAUAUCUGUGGCAAGUCAUUCUCUCGAAGUUAUCACGUCACUUCUCACAAACGUAUUCAUUCAGGAGAGAAGCCAUAUUGCUGUGAUAUUUGUGGUAAAUCAUUUAGUAAAAGUAGUAACUUAGCUGUACACAGGCAUAUUCAUACAGUAGAGAAGCAAUAUCAUUGUGAUAUUUGUGGUAAAUUAUUCUCUCAACGAAGUGUCUUGACUAAACACAAGCAUAUUCAUACAGGAGAGCAACCAUUUCACUGUGAUAACUCAUCCUCUGUAAGUAAUCACUUAGCUAAUUACAAAAGUAUUCACACAGAGGAAAAGAGAUAUCUCUGUGAUAUUUGUGGUACGUCAUUCUCUAAUUGUAGUGCAUUAACUAGACACAACCAUACUCAUACAGGGAAGAAGCCACUUCACUGUGAUAUCUGUGGUAAAUCAUUCUGCAGAAGUAGUGACUUUACUAAACACAAACGUAUUCAUUCAGGCGAGAAGCCAUAUCACUGUGAUAUUUGUGGUAAAUCAUUCUCUCAAGGUAAUAACUUAACUGAACACAAACGUAUUCACACAGGAGAGAAACCAUAUCACUGUGAUAUCUGUGGUAAAUCAUUCUCUACAAGUUGUACCUUGACUUCUCACAAACGUAUUCACACAGGGGAAAAGCCAUAUCACUGUGAUAUUUGUGGUAAAUCAUUCUCUCAGAAUAGUAACUUAAGUAAACACAAACGUAUUCAUACAGGAUAGACAGCAUACCAUUGUGAUAUUUGUGGUAAAUCAUUCUGUGAAAGUCAUCUGUUAGCUAAAUACAAACAUACAGGAGAGAAGCCAUACCAUCAUGCUACCUGUAGUAAAUCAUUCUCUAACAGUAGUGACUUAACUGAAUACAAAUGUUUUCAUACAGGAGGGAAGCUGUGUUAUCUGUGCUAAAUUAUUGUUUGACAGUCAUGCUUUGACUUCAUACAAAUGUACACACAGAGGAGAGAAACCCUAUCACUGUGGUAUCUUUGUUAAAUCAUUCUCUGUCAAUAGUGCUUUAGCUACAACACAAACGUAUUCAUACAGAAGAGAAACCAUAUAAUUUUAUUGUCUGUUAUAAAUCAUUCUCUGAAAGUUGUAAGUUAACUAGACAUGGAGAUGAUCACAGAUCUUCCUCCAUGUUUAGCAGUCUGGAUCAAAUGCUUCUUUUGGCUGUCUCCACACGUAUACUCGGCCAGUGGUCGAAAAUAAGGUAAAGAAUGACUUGUUCAAGAAAAUAAUAUUCUUCCACUGCUCUAGGGAGCGACUUGUGUUUUCAGGUGCUGGUGCCACUUAAAAAGUGCCCAUGCACUUUUUAAAGCAGCCGUGCUAGUGCUGUGUAAACACACCCAUGCCAGUGGCAUAUAAAAAGCACAACUUAAGUAGUUGGCAGUAGGGAGGGCAUCCAGUCAUAGAAACCAUGCCACAACAGACAAUUGUCUGCACAGCUCUGUCAAACAGUUUGUUAGCAUGAAGUGGGUGCUCUCUGUCAUUGUACUAGCACCAGAGGCGUGUACAUGUGAAUGUAGAGAACACUCAGUAAACCAAAGUGUCUAAACAAAGGAGAAUCGCAGUGUGUAAUGACAGCAGAGAGACCAGAAAUGGUUUGUUGAUCUGUGCUGUUAUCUCUCAAAUGAUGAUAAAUCCUCGUGUAUACAAAGAAUAACAAGAAGCAACUUUAUUCUUAAUAUGUUCUGGUAUAUUUGAAUAUUGAAUAUGCUAAUCGAUUACAAUUUGGUAAUUAUGAUACUUCUUCUACAACUGAAGAUAAUUUUAAUAAAUAAAGAAUUUAUGUAUUAUGCUAUUUCA
This is a messenger RNA of Octopus bimaculoides (California two-spot octopus), 2775 nucleotides long. RefSeq lists its product as uncharacterized. The record is from RefSeq and is a predicted model, not a curated record. Lineage: Eukaryota; Metazoa; Mollusca; Cephalopoda; Octopoda; Octopodidae. Gene Ontology annotation, molecular function: DNA-binding transcription factor activity, RNA polymerase II-specific; RNA polymerase II cis-regulatory region sequence-specific DNA binding. Gene Ontology annotation, biological process: regulation of transcription by RNA polymerase II.